This is a messenger RNA of Paramecium primaurelia, 5202 nucleotides long. NCBI's taxonomy places the organism in Eukaryota, Ciliophora, Oligohymenophorea, Peniculida, Parameciidae. The record is from the annotation of a GenBank genome assembly.
AUGAAAGAUCAAACAAAUCAAAACUAAUUAAGAAAAUACAUCCUAACAAAUUUGAGAAUUCUUUUAGUAAUUCAUCAAAAACAUGUAAAAAUAUACUCAAUGCUGAAAUAUAUUAUCCUCUUUUUAGGAUAAUUGCAAAGUGCUUUUUUCUAUCUGUUUCCAUGCUACAUCUCUUCUCUUAAAAUGUAUAAUAAAUUCAUACUGAUUUAUCUUAUUAGACCUGAUUUACUUUUAAUUGAUAAUGUUAUGAUUGAUAUUUAAAACAUAUACCUAUUUCUAAUUCCACUUAUUAGCAUAAUCAUUUUUGAUUUAAUGAUUUUACAAGGGUAGGUCUUAAUUGAAUAUCAAUUUAAAAAGCAUCCUAUACAUCAACAUCAGCAAAUAAUUAUUUAAAGCUCCUUUUAAUAGUUGAUAUUAAAUUUCAAGUCUUUAUACUCUCAAUUGUUUAUUGUUUAUUUAUAUAUACCUGCUUAAGUAUUAUCUUUUACAUCAUUUGCCUCUUCAGAUACCAUUAAUGAUAUUGAAAUAGUUAUAUUAAGUAUUAUAACAGUAAUAGCUAACAUUUUUUUUUAGAUAUUGAAGUUAACAGUCAGUAAUACAACAAUGGAUUUAUGUAUUACUGGUUACGAAAGAUUAUAUUUUACUAAAAUAGAUUGUUUUAGAGAAAUUAUUAUAUUAAUAUAAGUCAUUUUAUAUAGUAUUAUUGAAGAUAAUGAAAGGGCUUAAAUAGCUUAAGGAAUAUUAUCUAUAAUAGUUAGUCUAUCAUUACUAAUAAAUAUAUUUAUGGAUAAAACUAUUGUUGUUGAAGGUUAUAUAACAUUAACCUUAAUUACACAAAUUAGUUUGUUAUCAUUAAUCUCAACAUCCCUCUUAGAAUUUUGGCAAUUAGGCUUAUUAUUGAUUCCCAUUCUUAUUUUUGUGGGAUAAAGUUAUAGAAAUUAAGAGCUUUUUAAAUUAAAUACAAAUAUCUCUGAAAUUAAAUGUAUUAAAAAAAUUAUUUAAUACAUUUCAUAUCAAAUUAAUAAUCAUUAAAAUUAAAAAUCAACUAUUAAUUAAAUCUCAUAAUCCAUUUUAUUAAAUUAUCAUAGAAGGAAAUGUAGUGAUAUUAAUUGCUAUUGUAAUACUAUUGCUGAAAAAACAGAUGAACCAUAUAAAGUUCUUUAUGUAUCAGAUCUUAUUUAAAAGAAAUUUGUAAUAAGUAAAAUAAAAUAAUGGAAUAAAGAGUUGAGCAAGAAAAGAAUAGAUCUAUCUGAUUAACAUUGGAUUUAUUAUAUUAGUACUUUAAAUCAUUAUGGUCUCACAACUACUGCAUUUUAAGAAUGUAAUCGAUUAUUAUCUUUAUAAAAUUCAAUCAAUCGUGGAUUUCUAAGUCACAAUGAUCUAAAUUCUUAAUCUUAAAAUCAUCAGCCAAGUUUACCAUCUUAAUAAAGUGGAUCAUAAUAACAUAGAAAAGUAUAAGCAAAAUUAUCAGUGAAUUCAAUUGAAUUAAAGUCAAAUCUAAAAUUAAACAUUAGAAAUUAAAUGCUUUCAUUGUUAUCAUUGAUGAAAUUAGAAAUUAUAAGCAAAGAUAUAAGAAUAGAAUUAUAAAACAAUUUUUUAAAAUUAUAGACUAAAUAAUAAGAAGAGAUUGCAGAAGCAAUUUAAUUAUAUUUAUUAAGUGAAUAAUAAAAUUAAGCUGUUAAACAUUAAGUAUUGAAAUGUUUAUAAUAAAAAUUAUAGUUUUAUAAUUUCAUAAUAAACAAAAAAAGUUAAAACUCUUUAGAAUUAUUUAAUAAUGCAAAAAUCUUAUCUAACUCAUUUUUUAAAUUAGAAAAAAAAUUAUUAUAAUAAUACUCAUAAUUUCCUAGUUAAAAAAUAUAAUCAAUAAAUUGUUUCUUUCAAUCAGAAUUACUUAAUAAUUAUUUAACAGCAUUUAAAUUAGCCAAUUUUAGCACAAUAGCUGAUGAAAAAUUAUUAAAUAUGAGAAAAAACAUAAAAAUUAAUUUAUUUGGUAAAAAUGUAGUACAUAUGUUGAUGAAUUUAAAUGAAGGCUUAUAAACAAUGAAUAUUUAUUCAUUUAGUAAUAAUGCUUAUGAUUUUUUAUAAAUCAGUUAUGAAGAUUGCAUGAGAGAGUAUAAGACAAUUGAUAAUUUAUUACCUUAAGCAAUAUUAAAUGAACAUCAUCUAUUAGUAUAAAGAUUUAUUGUAGAAGGAACUAGUAAAUAUUUUAGAAAUAUUGACUUAAGUUUUCUUUAAUUAUUAAAUGGACUUGUUAAACCAUUUAAUUUAAUUAUAGACAUAAUUUUGAAUUAGACUAACAAUUUAUCUUUUGUUGCAUUUUUUGAAGAGGUUUCUAUUACUAAUUGUUAUAUAUUAGUUGAUGUAAAUGAAUAAUGUGGAGGUAUUAGUUUCAAUUUAUUUGAAAAAAUAGGAUGGAGACAAAAUGAAAUAAAAUAAUAUUCUAAAUAAAUCAAUCAUGCUUAUUAAGUUAACAUUAAUUAAAUAAUUCCUAAUUUUAAUGAUUUAAAGGUUUCCUUAAAGGAAUAAAAAUUUUAUAAUACUCCAAUUAAUCUUUUAACAAAAAAAUCAAUUACAACUUUUCAAUAAAAGUCAUUCUUAUCCAUUCAUGAUAGUUGGAAAAAUAUUGGAAAUGUAAUCAAUUUAAUUGGAACGAUUAUAAUACAAUAGAGAGAAUUAUAUGGAUACUAUUAUUAUAUAAUUGAAAUAGAAGAUAUUAGAUUAUCUUAAACAUUUUCUCAUAUGAUGAACACUGAAGGGAAGGGUUUUACUAUUUAAUUAAAUGAGAUUGAUAAUACAGUUAAUGAAAUCGAAGUUAGUGAUUUAGUUGUUUCUUGUACUGAGGCUGGAGUAAACAAACCAUAAUCAUUAAACAUUUUUGCAUUAUCAUCAUCAAUAUCAGAAAAAGAUCAGGAUAAUUAAUAUUCUAAUUAAUAAUUAUAGGCAAUUCUUCAUGGAUAAUAAAUCAUAUAAGAUAGAGAAGUUGUUGUAUCAAAGUUACUUUAAUUAAAUUAAAAUUACUAAUAUUAGGCUUAUGAUAUUUAGAAUAUCAAUAAAAAUGAUGAAAAAUAGAAUAUUGGUGAUGUCAAUCCAAAUCAAAGCAUUCGAAAACUAAUUGAUACUAGCAAAUCCUUUACUUAAUAAAGGUUUUUUAAUUAAGAAAUUUAAGAUUUGGAUUAAUCAAAUAGUAAAAUAAGUGAUGCUGUUUAAAAUUAAAUGAAAGAUGUUAAUUAAAUGUAUGAUGUAGAUCUUAAUAAAAUUGAUAAAGAAAUGAGAGAAAAUAUUAGACUAUAAUUAUAACUUGAACUCGAUCAAAAAAAUUAAGCCAAUUAAUAAAUAGAUGAUGCUGCUUCUUAAGUAUCAUCUCUAAUAGGAUUAAAAAAAUCACUAUUUUAUAAAAAAUAUGAACUUAUAAAUAGAUUAAUGGAAAGUAAUUUGAGACCCAGUUCUUAUAGAUAUUGUAACUUAAUGCUAUUUCUAUCUUAAAUAAUAGUUAUUAUAUAUUGUAUAAUCAUAUUAACAAAUCUCAACAAAGAUUUUAAUAGAUUUAUCUAAGAAGUAGAUAUGCUCUUAUUUAGUUAUAGUUUUAUGACUCCUUUUGAUAUAUUCUUAGCUUUGAGAUUUUCAACUGUUUAUUAUUCUAUUUAGAUGUUAACAGGCAGAAUUUCAGCUAGUGAAAAUACCUAAUUAGGAGAUUGGUUAGCAAAUCAUUUAGGAGAAGGUUAUGAUGUAAUGAAAGAAAAUUUCUUAGAAUAAUUCUCCAAUCCAUAUAUCUUAGAAUUUUUUACAGAUGAAAAUUUUGAUGUACUUUUUAUGAAAACUAAUUCUUCAAAUAUGGAAAAGAAAACAAUUUCAUUUAGAGAAUCUUUAAAUGUUUUAUUAUAAUAUUAAUACUAAUUUAAAAUAGCAUAUCAACAGAAAACUCCUUUAUUGUCUCAAGCUUUUACUGCUUAUCCAUAUGCAAACUAUUUAAAUUUACAUGAUAAGUUUGAUAAUUUAACAUCCAGUAUUCUUGAAUAUACCAAAUAAAGGAAAUAAACAGUUUAAGAAAAUUGGACUAGAAUUUGGAUACCAUUUCUUAUUGUUGAUUUUUUAUUAAUUAUAGGUUGCUAUUAUCUUUAUAAAAGUUAUCUAUAAAUAUAUGAUAGCUUUUUAAAUUUAUUCAAAUAUGCUGAAACUAUUUGGAUCAAUAGAGAUAUGGAGAGGUAUAAAAUAUUGAUCAACAUUUUAAAUAAGAAUUCUGAUGUUAUGUUUAAAUAUUAAUUUGAUUUGGAAUAAAAAGAAAAAUUUAUGAUGGCUGAGAGAUAUAAAUUAGAAAAUUAAGGAGUUCAUGAAAGCAAGAAAAAGAAAUCAUAUAAAGAACAAAAUUAAAUGCCUACAUUAAUUGGAUUAAUUUCUCUAUCAGCUUUAUUUUCAGUAUUCUUCAUCUCAUCAUUAUUGAUUUAAUUAUCUACAAAUGAUUAUCUCGAUAAAUAUGGUCGUACAGCAGAUAUCUAUAAAUAUAUUGGAGAUUUAUGUUAUAAAAUACCAGGGUUAUUUUCAUAGAGGUAAUUUCUAUAUUGGUGGGCAAUUUAUUAUCUAGAUGUUAAUGACAAACCUAGAAUGUAGAAUAGACUUUUUGAUGGAAUUGAAAGUUGUAAGAAAUUUGAUAUGAUAAUGUAAUAUUUUGAUUAAGAAACUUAUUUAACAACUCAAGCUUUUGUUGAUUCCUUAACCAAUUUAACAAAAAAGCCAGUUUGUGACUUUUUUAAUCAAACAAUAUAAAAAGAUUACUCUUUUUACUGCAAUAGAUCAUUUGAAGGUGCUUUGACAAUGGGAAUCACAUAGGCUCUAAUAUAUGUAGGAAAUGCCUUUACAGUUGCAUAUGAAUUAAACAAUUUCACAUCAAUUGUCUAAUAUUUUAAAUAUGAAGCAGAAGGAAUGUAUAUAAUGGUUAAGGGAUUGAUUGAAUUAGUAAGCUCAUUAAAAGAUGCAUUACUUCAAGCCACAAAUUCACAUAUGAAUUAAAUUAUAGGUUUAAGUGUAUUCCUUUUAGUAUUUUAAAUUUUAAUAUUCCUGAUAUAAUUUUUUAUACUUCAUAGAUAUUAUUCACAUGAAUAUUAAUUAGUGAGAAGAUAUAUGUUGUUAUUACCCUCCUCGACAGUCUUAUUAGAUGACAAUUUCGAAAGAAAUAUUAGAAUAUUUUAUACACAAUUCUAAUUAUGA